CUCCAAUGUUCCGCUUAUUUUUUCAGUUUUCCGCUUCAUCCGAAGCGAUAUCCGUAUGUAGUAGUAUGGCGAGCCGUGUGUACUUCUAUAUCUAGUAUUUGUUUUUGUAGUAGGUCGAAAUAGAGUUAGACCCGCGAUAUUCGAAUCUUUAUGAGGAUCCAUCGGGUGCCCCCACCGAUGGGAAAGUAUUGCGGCAUGUCGGUGGUAGCCGUAGCUUGCUAUUGACCAUACCAUUCCCCAUGUUGUUUCUGAUAAAAAUUCAAAUGCUGUAAAAAACAGACUUAUAUAUAAUCUAAACUGCACUUAGUACUACACAGCGAGUGCGGAGCCUGGAAGAAAAAAUGGGGUUGACGGGCACGGCGACAUCCAGCAAAGAUCGCUGUCAGCGGCCAUCAAAACGCGCAGGCAGCGAGAGAAGUACCAGCUCUGCAUCAUCCACCACUUCCAGUAGCAGCAAUAUCCAAAAUAGACGGGGCCACUCCUCAAAGUAUGUAUAGUGUGGCCAGGCCAUGGAUGCAUACAGUGCAUUUUUCUUCUCGUGUAAAAGAGUACUUAGCAGUAGCACUAGACGCUUCUAUGCGCUUUUUGGAUUUGCGUGUUAUUCUUUCUUCAGUUGGUAUAUUUAUGUAUUUAUAGAUUCGGGAUGGCUCUGUUUGUUGCUCAGGAUAGGCCGUAGCUCAUCAGCGACGUCUACUUCCUCCUCGUCUACUUCUGCCUCCGACUCCUCGACCUCGCGCUCGUCUGCUGCCCAGAACAGGACGAGCUUCGAUCAGCAAGGCGCGCCGUCGCGGCGGCACGGCUGCCGCAAGCCGGCACGGAUGCCUGCUGAAAGUCCUGCGCAUCUUCAAUCUCAACGGCCUAAAGAAGACCAGGAUCACCGGGCUACAGUUGGGACGGGGGGUGCUGACACGGGUAGAAGUAGAAACAGAGCGCGAAGAAGACCGCCCGCAGCUGCGGCUAGCGGUCGCGACCACCACACUGCAGAGAACGCUGAUCCUGCGUCUUUGCGUUCCACCGUCGGCACCUCCAGUUCCGAUUCAUCUAGCAGCUCAUCCGAGGGAGCCGGGGAGGGGAGCAGGUCAUGGAGCAAGUUGCGCCGGGCGUGCAACGACAAAGUUUGGUGGGAUAAGAAGUUACGAAAUUGAGAAAAAGAAGGCGCUUUUUGCUCAAUGUAGAUCCUACUUACUUUGCAUGGGAAACUUUGGUGGCGCAACCGUCAAGGUUGAGGUCGACCAAAGUUCACGGACGAUUCACAGUAAAGUGAGAAGCGGGCUGCUUUUCUAAUCGCCAAUGUUGCGUUUUUUUGAAUCUUCAGCCUUGCAAAGUCCGGGAUCAAGUAGAGAGUGGUAGUUCGUCAAUAAUUUUCGAACGACUUUGCGCCCUUAGAAUCAACUGUCAACAACAGUAGCUGCAAAGAAGUGUCUAUCUUCUCCUUUCAUAUCAUCGAAAGGCCUUGACAUUCAAGUACGCGAGCGAGGCGGUGCACCUGGGAGACAGUUGGGUGGAGCUCAUUAUGCGUGUAGGUGGCACGCAGCCCGAAAACGGCAAGGAGUUCUUUGCGAACCGCUGCUUGCGAAUGCUCGACGCUGCGCGGAAGCGAGUUUUUCCGCUACGUAGCAGCUGCAGCGCCUCCGGCCGCCGGCAAACCGGCCACGUGCCUCGACGCGCGGGAACCCGGGACCGAAGGCGGGAAGGCCGCCCGGCUGGUGGGCUUUCGACCUCGUCUGAUCCCGACGCAGUGCCUCUUUCCGGAUCCGAAACAUCAGUCGGCCACCGCAGCAUCACGGAAGCGCGCCGGCAGCGUCAGCUCUUUGCGCACCGGGAACCAAAGCACGGCAAUGGCACGAUACAGGCGAGGACAGACGGGAAGGACACUAGGGGGCGCGGUGCAAACACGCGGAACAUGGCCGGUAUAUUGUCCCGCCGCAAGCCCUGUGAGCCGCGAUCGAGUGAGGGCGCAUCAGAAUCUUCGUCGUCUUCCUCCGCUUCUCGCCCCCGGCAAGAGAGGCAAAUGAGAGCUUCGCGGCCCCGCGGUGCGCGUCACUUGAUGUCCACGGGCGGGGCAAACAAACGCAGCGUCAUGGCCACAGGUGGAGCGAAAACCUUUUCGCAGGAGAGCCACUCGGGGUCAUCUUCGGUCGCGAGCUUAAGCAAGAGCAGUACAUCCUCCCACUCGCGGCAAAGCCGUUCCUCCGGGGUUCCCCGAAAAAGCCCGCAUACCACGAGCACCACCAAGUGCUGUCUAUCAAAAUGAAAAAGCAUGAAGUUUGUGCCGCAGCUGUCUAUGUUUUGGUGUUCUUGUUAGAUCAUGGAGUACAAUGACUGGAUGAUGAUGAAGUAUCCAGAACAUGAACGCAUCAGUGCGAAAGCACGACUCGCGUUUGCGGUUUUAAUUUCGAUAACAUCCAGAGCGCACUGGUGGCGAGGAUGUGAGUCGAAAGGCAUCGGAAAAGGACUCACCGGAGCGCGCCGGCGAGGGCCGUGGCGAGCCAAGCGAGAAUGCGCCAGCCUUGUCCGCGGAGAUCGAUGGCGGCCGCGCUGCUGGGGCCGGUCGAGCUACGCGGAAGAAACGGUCCGCGGCCUCACGAGCAAACUCGAUUCCCAGCGGCAGCGGCAGUCGAGACGCCGACGCGAAGGAGUAUUAAGCACGACAGUAAAUUGAUUAUUAUGCCUGCUUCAUCCCUGUAGUGGAGUCGCUUCAAUACAGAAAAUUACUACAAGCCUGUACAAACAUGAUGCAACUACUCAUGUCCUUAGUUUCACUGCUUCUAUGCAGCUUUUUCUUGGUCUUCAGCUUUCAAUUCUAUGUCCCUGGAUGUUUGGAACGUUUCGUGAUAAAAGCAGCCACUGGCUAGGGCUACUUAAACUGUGUUCAAACUAAGGCAUAGUUUUUGGUCAAACGCAAAUGCACAUAUACAUAGACUACUUAUGUGCAACAACUCAACGCAAUUGGCAGGAGCGUCUCCCUGCGUCAGGGCAGCGAGCGAGUACGACGUUCCCACAGCACUGUGCCCGAUUCUUGUCCAAGCUCUUUCGAAUUCCGCAAAUGCCAGGAUUAUCGAUCGGAAUGGCGGAGCCGCCGACAAUGCAUGAUGGACGCAGAAUUCGAUCUUCAGCAGGAACGUGACGCGUACCAAUCUUUUUCUGACUUUUCCUCAUUCUACAGUCUACCACAGCCGACUCUCUUCCUCCACCGAGCUUGCAAGCUCGUGGCUCGCCACCCACACCGACAACGAAUAUUAUGGCGUGUCGUAUUCUCGCUGUUUUCCCAUGCACCAUGGACGUGGGGUGAGCACGACAUGAAUUUGCAUUCAGACGAACCUGUCAUGGGUUCUUGCCGUUUCCCGAAAAAUGCAUUUACUAAGAAAAGUCGGCUGGGCUGAUGUUUGCAUUGAUUGCGGAAGUCCUGCCCAAUCUGAAUGAGGUUGUGGCUCAAGAAUAAAGAAAAAACAUAAAACGGCAGGCACCGGCGCGAGCAUGGAAGGCUGCGGGACCACCAAGAAAUCCUUCAGGCGGCCUGGAAACGGGAGGAGGACGCGUCAGAGCGAUCUGCCCUGACACAUCAGAUUCGCGAGGUGCAGAGUAUCGCUUGCGUAUCGGUCUGGCUCUGCACGCCCGCGAAACUGUUUUCUGGGUCAACGGCUGACACCGCGAUGAAAGAACAGCAUGAGCAUGCCGCUGCAGAGCGUGGCCAAGGGAAGAGUGGCGGGAGCCUUCCCGACACUUGUGUGUUGCCUGGUCGUAAUUGCUCACGACCAAAAAAUGCCGGAUGCGAUUUAUUGCCGUGCAUGAUUGCGCAUGACGUUGCGUCGAAGGUUGUAGCUACCAGAGCGCGCAACUACCCCGAACCAUGCCCCGUGGCACUGAAAUUUUUCGCGGAAGUGCUGGGGUGCUGCGUCAGGGAUAUCUACUUGCAGAGCCAGACAUCAUAUUUGCAUUGCAUACGUGCCGAGCUUCUGCGAUUGCCCCUCCAGCACGAGGACCGCAUGUUUGAGCUGCGCAAAAAGCAACGAAGUGCGCAGCAGGCGUAUCAAUUUGCUCACGACAACUUCGUAUCGAAUGCAAAUGUGGUGCCUUGGGCUGCUCGCUGUGAUGAGAGCGGUUGCAGGUAUUAACACGAAUAUCAUUAAAGACGACUGUCGUCGCGAAAGACGAUCAAGAACUUCAGCCCGUUUGGAUUUAUUUACUACGUUUGAAUACAUGCGUACUCUACCUAGUUAGAAAAGACGAGCAGAAUUGCUCGCUAGGCCACGCUUGCUGGCUUGCUUACAUGAGAACCCAACUGCGAACUUUUUUCAAAUCGUUACAACACAGCUGAGAGUCCUCGUGCUCCUGACUGUUCAGUUUUUUGAGUUUCCACAGCCCUGCGUGCUUUCCAUUUGCACUGCAUACUUCGUUGACUUUCUUCGGAUCGCUGGCCACGAAUACCCCCGCGAAGAGGCCGAUCCGACCAGCCGCUGGGAUCAGUCCCCGUUGCCUCCUCCCGAGCGGAAGCCUCGCCCGGCGGACCACGAGCGCAUCCUCUCCCCGGAGUUUCAGGUGCCCGACCACCGUGAACCCGCGGCGGCGGAAGACGACUUCUACCAACACGAAACUGCGGCGACGGGCUCGGCCCUGAAAAGUCGUCGAAAGCAAGAGCCUUAUCUCUACAGCUUCUCGUCGCGCGACGACUUGGAUUUGGAGUGCGAGCUGCAACCACUGGACAGCCCCGGGGAGGAGCCUGGCGAAACCGAGCACGUGGCCGAGGAACUCGCCUGCGCGGACCGUCCGGAAAAACAGACGGACCACGAUGGAUGGAACGACUGGUGGUGGAAGAACGACCCGCCCCAACAAGGUUCGUCCGCGACCCCGAAUUGUGCUUGUCAAGAACAUUGGUUUUCAUUCUGAUGAAUGUUCCUAGUCCUUGCGAAAUUGAAUAUGCAAUAAUGAAGAUCGUUCGACUCUGCAGUUGGUUCUAGUGGUACUUCCACCCUCUCAAUUACAAGCAGGGCGCUCGACUCUCGGUCUUGCACAAGUGAUUCAUGUCAGUCUUUUUCGUGGUGGACAUGUACUGCUAGUUCGACUUAAAGAAACCACUUCAGACGCUUGCACAUGAUACUGGCGAGAGCGUUGGCCCUUGAGAGGAAACGACCCAGGGCCAAAUGCAGUAGCAUUGCAGGAGUGGUAUAUUACCAUAGAAGUCCUUACUGCAGAGCCCACAGCUGCGCACAACAUAUCAGGUGGUGAAGACGGGGACUACAAUAAGGAUGGCAACGGGGAACAGAAAUCCGACGCGUGGUGGUCUCGCGCGGAUCCUCCCUCGUGGAAUGAAGCUUGGAACGACAAGGAGCAGAGUUGGCUGCACGAACCUCAGACGCAUGCAGGGGCAGGUACUUACUUACAUACUAGGCCCUUAUGGAAACGUGAGCAUUCAAGCUGUUGCUUAUUCAGUGUGUUAAAAUAGUUCGCUCUUAUUGCAUGCUGCAUACGAAUAGAAGACUUUCAUCUUGAUUUCCAGUUAAUACGGCAACUUCGUGACACAAAAAUACAAACAGAAUCCAACUCCGCGGAAAUAAUCGCUGAAGACGUUCCACGUUCAGCACCACAAGAUGCUCCCUCGCACACUGAAAUAAAACCUCUGACAGUUCCCGCGGAACCUCCUCGGCAGGAGCAGGACGCGGGUGUACAAGAUUUCAAUAGCGCAGGGUCCAGGUGGAGCGCGGCGUUGCCAAGCUCCACAGUCGCGAAGGGAGCGCACGCUGGUACUUUGGGAACAAGCGGUAAUCGCGCGGGCACUGCCAGCUACAGUUACGGGAACAAAGGCCAGAAGAUGCACCCUUCCUCAUCCACAGGCGGUGGAAAAAACGGUCCGCAAAAUGCUGGAUCGAAGUUUUUAUAUCCCUGCGAGAUCUUGAGUGACAAAAAAUCUUUUGCAUAUGGCUAUACCUAGUGUACCAGAUCGAUAUUGUAAGAAGUUGUACUCGGUUCUGGAACAGCUACAUCUUCACACGAAAAAACGCAGGAAACGGAAAAGCCAAGCUCUAGCUUUUCCUUUUAGGCGGUACAUGCCCUCCACUAGAAGUACUUCGCGCAACAAAGCAUCACAUAAUAUUUUCUAAAUGGCUUUCGUUUCUGUCGAGAUUUUCUAAAGGGCUUUCGUUUCUUUCUGCCACUGACGCGGCGACUCUUCCUACAAAAUUGUGGAUUGGUGAACACUCAAAAUUUUGCUCUGAUGUUGACACUGUGUCCACUACUAAGGGUUCGCAAGAGACUUCCCGUGCGUCGUCGUCGUGGCGCGGCCCAACCUACCCGUCCGCCAAAGGCAGCUUCGGAUUUUCAAAAAGCUCCAGCAAAAGCAAGGGGAAGGGCGGAAAAAGCAAACCGGGGCCAGGUACUCGGAUGAUUUUUCAUGAUGGAAGACACAUUUUUCAUAAAAUUGAACUUUUAUCAUCGUAACUCAACAUAAUAAAGUGCUCGCCUGGGAAGAAAUAGAAAGCGUUUUUUCUUUGUGUGAAACAACGUGACCUGAGCAGGAGUCGGAGCGUUCGCUCUGGCGUUCGUUUCUUUAGGUAGAUCGUCACAAAUACACUCUUCAGUCGAUCCGAAAGCGCACCUCGACUGGUUACGGCGAUCACAGAAAAUCGAUAGCAAAGCGGACCUUCAUUCCAUAUGGAAAUAUACAGCAACAAUCUCCCACUCCCAGAGUGUAUUGUAAGUAUUGCUUCGCAAGGGAAGUCCUGCGACGCAGGACCUGCGUGCUUUAGUUUCUUCAGAAACGAAACGCCACACGACAUGGUCGCUUUUUUAUGAUGACUCGCGGUUCCGCUUUCGCAAAUUUUCGUUGGUGUGCACGUAGGCAUUAAUAAUAUUUGCUUGUUUUUUGCAGGAGAUCAUCCUGCAAGAUGGUGGAAGAGGCGCUCUUUUGCGUCCAAUAUCGGUGUUUACCUACACCAAACAUCGAUGACAUCCUGUAGGGCUGGGACUGUUUAUUUCUGUUCGAUAUUCCGCGCUUGAGGACUUGAACCUGAAAAACAGUGACAUAUCAAGAUGAAACGUGCUCCUUUUCCAGACAGGACAGUAAGUGUUUGCACCCAUUGGUUGCCAUACCAUCUUACAAAGAAGAAGACUCGCAAAUGCAAAAAGCUUUGGCAGACCAAAAUGCAGUUGCACGCUGCCACACAUCGUCACUUGCACUUUAGAAUUUUUGGAAGUGGAAGAUUCGCUUGCGCCCGCGUUGACGUUGAUCAAGAAUUGGUGUCGUGGUAGCAACUGUCGUCGUGCACUUGUAAAUUUGCAGAAGAACGCACAAGACAAGUGCAACAUAGAUUAUGUUGACAGACAUGCAUCUCAGGCUCUCUGAGGAAAGAAAUGCGUUUCAUCACGAUGCAAAAAAAUGAAGAUUCUGAAAUUAUUUGACGACACGCAGCCGAAGCGGCAGGCGCCACCCCGAACCACGUAUCAUAAAUGGAAAGCUCCCGCCACACCAGAGACAUCGCACCACCACAUAGCGAAACGAACUUUAUUUGUCUCUAUUAUGCAGAGCAAGCUGGCUGGCGAUUUCAAUUUCUCCAAGGAUGCGAAUCUCUUUUCGCAAGUUUUAGGCCCCUUUGUAAUUUUAAACUUUUUGUAACUAGAGGGGCGCAGCACUAAGCAUUUGUAUUACAGAUUAUAUUGCUUCGCAAAAAAU
Molecule: messenger RNA, 7666 nt
Organism: Amoebophrya sp. A120
Lineage: Eukaryota; Dinophyceae; Syndiniales; Amoebophryaceae
Source: the annotation of a GenBank genome assembly